AUGCCGCUCGAGAAGGCCAUGAUCUCAAGCUUUGAUCAACUGUCCUUGCAAGAGAGUGAACCUGUGUCGGCGAAGAAGGUCGCAGGUGCAGGUACAAGUACAGGUGCAGCUGCAGCUGCAGUGAAAAUAGUACCUUCCAGGCACUCAGUUACAAACACGUCGCACUCCGGUGAUGCAAGCUUCAAGUCAAAGCCUCAAGACACGCUGCUCGAGCUAGUCAAUACCCCCGACCGGGGCAUGGCAGUUUUCACCCGGCGCAAGAUCAAGGCCGGCACUACAGUCGUGGCGGAAAGACCUUUGAUCCUACUCGACAAGGACAAAGAGGCCGAUUGGGCCGCGAUCGAGCACGAGUUCGCCGCCCUCUCCCGCACGGACCAAAAAACGUACCUUCGCCUCUGGGACGCGCAGAAGUCACGCAUGUCCCGUGUCGUCUCGAUCUAUUACAGCAACUGCCACAACUGCGACGCAUUCAUCAAAGCGAGGACCAGCCAGCCAGCAGGCCAGAACGGCGAAGGACAAGGCGAAGGAGACGGCAGAGUCAAUAAUAAAGGAGGCGGUUCGGCCAUCGGCGCCUUCUGCAGCAGACUCAACCACAGCUGCGUGCCCAACGUGCAGUUCUCGUACGACCAAGCCAGCAACGAGAUGAGGUUCCGGGCCAUCCGCGACAUUCCGAAAGGGAAAGAAGUGUGCACCAACUACGACCGAGGUGUAUUUGAGGUCAAGGCGCACAGGCAGCAGAAACAGCUGAUCCACUACGGCUUCGUGUGUUCCUGUGACGCGUGCCAGCCGCCGACCGAGUUCUGGGCCAAGAGCGACGACCGGCGCAGGGCCAUGUAUGAGGCUUUUCGGACCGUGCAGGCAUGUGAGAAGCGGUUUGGGGGUGGCGGUAGCAGAAGCAGUGGGGGUGGCGGUAGCAGUGACGGUAGCAGUGGCGGUAGCAGAAGCAGUAACGGUCGCACUAUGAAGGAGAAGGAGUCUGUCGAGCGCCGAGCCGUCGUGAACCAGGCGCUGACUGCCCUGGCCAAGCUGGAGGCGCUGCUACUCAAAGAGGGACUCGUCGGCCUCCCGCUGGCGAACACCUACCGGAGCUUGGCGAAGUGGGCGGAGAGAAAGGGAGACGGAGACGGAGAUGGAGGCGUGGCUGCGGCGACGCAAUGGAAGCGAAAGGAGCUGGAGGUUUGUCUCGUCAUAUUUGGCGAGCAGGCUCGGAGGACCAGGGAGAUCGAGGACACGUUGAAACGAGCUGACUGA
Messenger RNA from Capronia epimyces CBS 606.96, 1251 nucleotides. RefSeq lists its product as uncharacterized. Lineage: Eukaryota; Fungi; Ascomycota; Eurotiomycetes; Chaetothyriales; Herpotrichiellaceae. The record is from RefSeq and is a predicted model, not a curated record. Gene Ontology annotation, molecular function: protein binding. Bases 1 to 1251 code for a protein of 416 amino acids. The transcript has a single exon.